Messenger RNA from Yarrowia lipolytica CLIB122, 840 nucleotides. RefSeq lists its product as uncharacterized. Lineage: Eukaryota; Fungi; Ascomycota; Dipodascomycetes; Dipodascales. The record is from RefSeq and is a predicted model, not a curated record. Gene Ontology annotation, cellular component: nucleus.
AUGUCGUCCAUUCUGGCUGCCGAGCUGGCAAAGGCCAAGGCGAAAUUCGAACAUGAAAAGAUCCAUGGACGGGAGAAGAAGACUGAGAAACAAACAACCCACCGAGUGGCGCGGAAUCGAGGCGUCGAGGAAAGAAUAUCACGGGACGACAAUUAUCGUGUGAGCAAAUCGUCAUCCCAAAAAACAGGUUAUGAGAACAUGCAACGGAAGGCAGAGCUCUAUCGACAGUUCCACCACGGAGAGAUCGAAGAACUUGCAGGUGGGGUCAUGGAGCGACGCAUGGAAGAAGAAGACAGAGAUCUUGUAUCAUGUGACUCUGACGAUCCAGAAUACGAAUCUGAUUCUUCCGCUGACUCCUCGGAGAUCGAGAUUGUGGACGAGUUUGGAAGAACCAGAAUGGUGCCGAAAAGCAAACGAUACCUGUUUGAGGCAAGGAAAGCGGUGGCACGUGAUGGAUAUGGGUCACACAAUACAGUGGUGACAUCCCGUGAUAUGGUUGAGAAACCAGCGAAUGUCAUUUACGGAGAUAUUGUUCAGACUGAUAGUUUUACUCGGAACGACUUUGUUCCACAGGAGAAUGAGGUCUCUAAUUCUCACUACGACUCUACAAAAGAGAUUAGAAAUCGAGGCGUUGGAUUCAUGCAAUUCAGUCAAGAUGCUGAGGUGCGUGAGCGUCAGCAGAAGGAGUUGAAGGAGGCAAGAGCUGUUACCCAGGCCUUUAUUGAAGAGAAGAAUAAAGAGAAGGGGAUCCGCGCUGGGCGUGGUGAUUUGGAAAGGUUCAAACAGAGGUAUGAGGCUAGAGAAAGAAGGGUCAAAGAAUUUUAUCAGGGUGUUAGUUGA